Messenger RNA from Drosophila virilis, 1516 nucleotides. Its product is annotated as fumarate hydratase, mitochondrial. Gene Ontology annotation, biological process: malate metabolic process; tricarboxylic acid cycle; fumarate metabolic process. Gene Ontology annotation, molecular function: fumarate hydratase activity. Gene Ontology annotation, cellular component: mitochondrion; tricarboxylic acid cycle heteromeric enzyme complex. Lineage: Eukaryota; Metazoa; Arthropoda; Insecta; Diptera; Drosophilidae. The record is from RefSeq and is a predicted model, not a curated record.
AUGUCGUUCGACCAGAAGGAAAUGUUCAGUCUCAUGUACAAACUAGCCCGUCUAACAGGACCGGAUACGCGCGUCGAAUACGAUGCGAUGGGUGCGGUAAACGUGCCGCUGGACCGCAUGUUUGGACCACAGACAAUGCGUGCAGCUAUGAAUUUUCCAAUUGGUGGCAUGGAAGAGCUGAUGCCGCGUCCCAUUAUUGUAGCCAUGGGUAUAUUGAAAAAAGCCGGCGCUGAGGUAAACAGGGAUUUCGGAUUGGAAGUCAAAAUCUGUGAGGCGAUUUUAAAAGCUACUGAUGAAGUUAUAUCCGGCAAGUUAUAUGAUGAGCAUCACUUCCCAUUGGUCAUCUGGCAGGCAGGCUCGGGCAAGUCAACCAACAUGAAUGUUAACGAGGUGAUCAGUAAUCGGGCCAUUGAAAUAAUGGGUGGUCAGGUGGGCAGCAAGGAUCCAGUAGAUCCGAUCCUGCAUGUCAAUAUGUCUCAAAGUUCCAAUGACUGCUUUUCUUCGGCCAUUAAUAUUGCCGUGGCCAUGCAGCUAAAGGAGAAGUUAUAUCCAUCACUACGGCUGAUUAUUCAGGCCUUAGAAGAGAAGGAGGAUGAAUGGAAGGCUAUUGUCAAGACCGGGCGCGCAAAUCUCAUGGAUGCAGGGCCAUUGACACUAGGCCAAGAGUUUAGCGGCUACAAGCAAAUGAUGGCCAACUGCAACACAAGACUGUAUUCAUCAAUGAAGCGACUGUACCAGCUGUCUCUUGGUGGCGCUACCGUGGGUACAGGUCUAAUGGGCAACGAUGAUUUUGGGCCUCAAUGUGCCAAGCGUAUUGCGGAUAUCACCGGCUUGCCAUUCGUGCCUGCACCCAAUUUAUUUGAGGCACUCAGCUCACGGGAUGCCUUGGUCGAGGUGCAUGGCGAGCUCAAUUCUAUAGCUGUCAGCACCAUGAAGAUAGCAAAUGACAUAAGAUUUUUGGGUUCCGGACCACGCUGCGGCUUGGGGGAGUUAAUUUUACCGGAGAACGAACCGGGAAGCUCGAUAAUGCCGGGCAAAAUUAAUCCCACACAGUGCGAGGCAAUCACAAUGAUAUGUGCCCAGGUAAUGGGCAACCAGGUGGCUGUGACCAUCGGUGGCUCCAAUGGACACUUUGAGUUAAAUGCCUUCAUGCCACUUAUCGCUUCAAAUGUGCUACGUUCCAUUGCAUUGCUUAGCGAUGGCCUCAGGGCAUUCACCACCAACUGCUUACAAGGCACCAAGGCAAAUAUAGACAAAAUAAAUAAAGCGUUGAACGAAUCCCUCAUGCUGGCAGCCGCACUUAAUCCUUACAUUGGCUACGACAGAGCAUCGGAAAUAGCCAACGCUGCAUACACCAAUGGAACCACUCUGAAGCAAGAGGCCUUUAAAAAGGGCAUCUCCAGCACCGACUUUGAUUCGUGGGUCCAGGUUAAUAAUAUGUUGGGACCCAAUUAAAAAUUACCACACGUAGCUAAAUAUUCGUAUGAAUCAAUAAAGUACAUUCUUAAUAUAUUUA